AUGUCGUUUGAUAUUUCUGAAGCAAUACGUACGUUUGGUGGUAUAGAAUUGUAUGAAGAUGAUGAUUAUCCACAACACGUAUGUACAGCAUGUUACACUUUUUUACAAAAUGCAGUCUCGUUCAGAAAAUCUGCUCAAGAUACUGACAAAAUAUUUCGACAAACCUCUAUUCAAGAAUAUGGUUGUGUGGAUGAUGCAAGCGACAUUCCAGAUAAUGAUAACCAUUACAAAUAUGAACCUCAUAGAAAAUCAUACAGUUGUAAACUAUGUAAAGUGUCUUUUGAAUCAUGUGAUGAACUCAUUACACAUAAAAACUCCAAAGCUCAUAAAUCUGUUCGUGUCCAGUGCCCUAUAUGCUUACGUUUGCUAACAGCACAGCUAUUUAAAAAGCAUGUAGAACAUAGACAUCAGUCAGCAACACACUUAAUUUGCGACAUCUGUGGGAAACUUUAUAGGAAAGACAAUCUUGUCAGGCACCUGCAGCUUCAUAAUUAUGAUUUACCUUUUCAAUGUCAAAUAUGCCCCUACAGGGGUCGUUUCAUGGAAUCUCUCAGAAUUCACAUGAGAACUCACACUGGGGAUAAGCCAUUCUCUUGUGAUAAAUGUGAGCUGCGUUUCUUAACAAGAAGUAAUUUGAAUAGACAUCUUUUAACUCAUAAAAAGGAAAAACCAUUUAAAUGCAUGGAAUGUGGGCGAGGUUUCUACAUUAAAAGGGAUAUGGAUUCUCAUUUUAAGGCUGAUCAUGUGGGAGUUAAGGAUUUUAAUUGUAGAAUGUGUGGAAACAAAUAUGGCACUAAAAAGGCUCUUAUGAGACACGAGCUGCGGGUACAUAAAAGAGAUAAAAUGGCUAAAGGUAGAGUGCCACUAUAUUUACAAGCUGAGUAUCAAAAGCAUGAUGAUGAAGGGAUGUAA
Molecule: messenger RNA, 912 nt
Organism: Arctia plantaginis
Lineage: Eukaryota; Metazoa; Arthropoda; Insecta; Lepidoptera; Erebidae
Source: the annotation of a GenBank genome assembly